Molecule: messenger RNA, 13824 nt
Organism: Caenorhabditis auriculariae
Lineage: Eukaryota; Metazoa; Nematoda; Chromadorea; Rhabditida; Rhabditidae
Source: the annotation of a GenBank genome assembly
AUGAAGGUCCUUCUAUCGAUUCUCGUGCUUUUCGGUUAGUUGACCCGAAUUUUAUAUAGAUUCAUAGAGAAAAACAAUAAAUUUAGCGGGCGAAAAAGUCCUCGGGCAGACCCAAUCGCCCGAUCCAACAUGUAAUUGCAAACUGGAGACCGUCUGGAAUGACGUCAUUUUUGCUUUUGAUCGAUCUUCCGCCACCACGGAUCAGGGCCUGCAGGAGGUUACCUUAUUUGGAUCAAUGGAUUAAAAAUUUAAAACAUGUAAAAAAAAACCAUAGAAUCAGAUGAUCUCAAAAUAGAGGAAAAUUCGAAAAAUUGAACUUAUUUUGUACCCUGGAAUUUUUUUUAAAAGCUCUCUCAACCGUCAGUUUGUAAAAAUUCGCAGUUUUCAAGAAAUAAGAUUCAAUAAGGGCCACUUGGAGAGGACACUAAAGUGGCCACUACAAGCACCUUUAAAGAAGCCACUUUUUUGCAUCUAAGUGGCCACUAAAGUAGCUUUUAGAAGUCUCGUAAAACCCCUAAGACUUCUAAAGAGGCCACUAGACUUCAGCCUCUUAAGUGGCCACUAAAAAGUCAAAUCCCUAAAGUGGCUACUAAUUUUUUUCAGAAUAUCAGAAAAAGCUUAAAAGAUUAAUAUACUUUUUUUUUGUUUUAAUUUAUACGAAAAAUGAACAUUAUUUUUUUCUACCUGUUAAUGAGUGCUAUUAUCUAUAUUAUUAUUAAACUUUUUGUGUCAGUAUGUUUUUUUCAAAGUUCAAAAAUAAUCCAUUUCAGCUUCUUUUCCACGUCCAAACCGACAUCGAGUGGUUCACACUAUGCAAAGGCGACGCCCAAGACGCUUCUUGUCAGGUAUCAAACUAUAAACUUUUCAUGAAAAUGAAAUCCUUUUGAUAAGUGCCGGGGAAUAAACAUUCAAACGCGGUUUUUGAUCUAACACAAUUUUGAUGCUAUUGUCCAAUUAAAAAUACCAAAAAAAGAACGGAAACUCAUUAAAAGUUUUGAAUUUUCGUUUUCCCCGCCAGGAGCCGCGACAAAACCGCAACGCAAGUUACCACAAUCCACUAAGGAUAUGGAUUAACGCGAUGUCGCUGGCGGUUUAUUGAAAAACCUGCUUUGUAGCCGCGCAGAGCUUGCAUUCUCCUUUUUGCGAUAUCGCAUUUUUCCUGGCGCGAUAUCGCGUGUUACCGGCGCGAUAUCGCAUUUUUCCUGGCGCGACAUCGCGUAUUCAAAAUUCGUUUCACUCGCGUGAGAACAAAGAUAAAUGCGAGUUCGACGUGGCGAUAAAGCAAUUCGCGAUAUCGCCAAUGUACCGCCAGCGAUAUCGCGUUUCUCUCGCACCAGAUUUGACAGUUAUCUAUAAUAACUACUGUGAAAUCCUGAUUUGUUUUUCUUCCAGAGCAAAAUGCGAGCCGGCAUCAUUCUCUACAAUUCCCAAGCGACGGUCCAGAAUCAACUCGGCUCCCUGGACAGCGACGAUUUCAUGGGAAUCACUUCAUUACCCUUUGACAGCGCCGACGCCGGAACUAAUUUAGAAGCGUUGGUUCAUUUUUAGAACACGAACAAGGGCAGAUUUUCAGGGCUAUUAAAACAGCAAAGGCGGAGUUUGAUCAGCGAGGUCGCGCCAACGCCAGGAAAGUCCUGGUCGUUCUGGCUACAACCUACAAGUCAGUGAGAAACAAAUUUCGAAGAAUCUUUUGAAAAAAAAACCUUUAGCUGCUAGAAAAUUAGUGUAGAAGAUAAGGUCUCGAAUUAUAUUUUUUUAAAACUCUGUACAAAAUGGCUCAGGAUUAUCCUCAAAGUUAUGAUUUCUGGUUGAAAUGCCUGAAAAAUUGUUUCAAUGGGCCCUUAAUCCCGCCUAAAGCUCCUUAACUUGAAAAAUAUCUAAUCUUUUCCAGCUUAACAACUGAUAAGUUAAGACUUUGAAGUUCAAUAGACAUUGUUAUCAGAAUUUGGUGACAUUCUCAAAUGGAUUUCUUAAGCCUAUUGCAUUUUGCGGUUUCAAGCCUUUUUGCAGCUCUUUUUUUAAAAAUUUCCUGGUUAUUUCAGAAGCUAAAAUCUACUGUCCUGACUAUCAUUUAGAAGAAUUUGAACUUGGUUCAAAGAGCCAUUUUUUAAAGGCUAUUCUGUCGGAAGAUUUUUAGAACCCCUCUCCUUCCCAUUUUAAGGCUAUAAUUAUCCCAACUUGAUUUUUCCAGACCCCUUCUACCAUUUUUACCACGUUUCAACCAAAAAUAACCAUUUCCAGGCCAGGAGACUAUGAAGAUCCCACGCAGAUGGCCAACACCUUCAAGGAAGACGGCGGAAUCCUGGUCGUCUACAGUAAGAACAAAAUUCCAAAAUCAAAUCAUACCGACAAGAUAACCCAGACUACGUGGAGCAGCACGGAGCACCAGCCGCCGGGCUCAAAUUGAUCGCCUCGAAUGGAUAUUUCUGCAAUUCGACAGAGGACACCAGCGGGGAUUGCCUUCGACAGGCUCAGUGUGAUGGUGCGUGUCGGAAAUGAUAACCCACAAGGGAGGUCAUUUCACUUUGCGGUUGGGAAUUUCUUGAACAAAAGAACACUCCUUGACGUACCAGAAGAAGUAUCUGAAAGUCUCGACCUGCACAACUCUCUAGUUUUCGGGUGCUAUAGUCUGUUCAGAUUUUGCAUGUCAAGCCGUCGCUCAAGCUCCGCCCAUAAUGGUGCGAUAAACCAAUCAGAGAGCGAGUUAUCCCCAUAGUGAUUUUGAAUGACGUCAUUGCACUUGACAUUAAAAAUCUGAACAGACUAUACGACAAGAGUGAGUUUUCCAUUUGCGAAGAGUACUGUAUGCGAAAAUGCGCAUUGUGUGCAUACACUUUGUGUGUUUACACUUUCGUUGGCUGGACAUCUCCGGGUUUUUUGUUUCCGAGCUUUUUUUUUCGAAUUUUUUUCAACUUUUUUUUGCUUUUUUCAAGAUUUGCAUUUUUCUCGAUAAUAUUUGCGCGAUGAAAAACAAUAUCAAAUAAAAACAAUUGAAAAAAAAAAUCGAAAAAAAACCCGGAGAUGAUCGACCCGGUGACGUCACGCAACGAAAGUGUAAAAAGGCAAAGUGUAUGCACGCAAUGCCCAUAUCCGCAUACAGUACCCCCUCCGAAAAUGGAAAACUCGCUCUUGUCGUAGCACCCGUUUCCGAUAUAUAAGGGCUCGAAGCCCAAAAUUGACCAAUUUCAAGAAAUUUUGAGGGGUUUCUUGGACUUUGAACUGUCCUUUCUGGAAAACAAGAAACCUGGGAAAUUCAGUAUUUUUUCUGGUACAUCAAAGAGCUCUCUAGCCAAUUUUCAAGAAAUUCCCAACUUAAAGGUAAAAUGACCUACCUGGUCAGAAAUCCCCCAAAACCUAUAAAUCCAAUUUUUCUUGAAUAAAACAGUUAAAAUCAACGAUGAAUGUUUUCGCAACGAAAAAAUUAUCAAUAACUCUUCUAAAAAGCUUUUAUUUAUAUCCUUGAACCUCUAAGAUCCCUUAAAACCCUUUUGAAUACCAGAAAUCUAUUGAUUUUACUGAUAAUCAACUUUUUUAGAAAUUUAUUAGCCUUGAAAAUCACAUGACUUGAAUCCAGUGAAAAGCUUUUUGCUGAAAAGUGGAGUCAAAACUAAAAAAAAAUCAAAGAAAAUUCAAAAAUUCAGAAAAGUUCAUACUUGCUUAUAAAUAGAAGAGUUAUUCCUUGGAAAGAUUUUUUGAUUUACAAACUGAAAUUUUUGGUUUUUUUCCUAGAGAUCAAGAGCUAAAGUCAAAAAAAGUUUGAAAAAUAGCUAAAAUGGGACCUUUUUUGUCUUGGGAAAUCGAUUAGCCAAUCAGAUCAAGCAAGCUUCUAGAAAUACCGUUACAUCUUCUUACUACAACCUAGUGAAAAUGGCACAUUUCAGCAAAUUGCUUCUGUCCGCCCAACUACAAUCCCUACGACAGUGUCGGCACUCGACUUCUUCCGAUGGGAGGUCUGAAAAAAAUAUAAGUCGAGAUAGCUGAAGCGUCCCCCCUUCCCAUUGCAACCUCCUUAAUAUUCUGGGAAAAAUUUUAGUUGUCAUUCUUGAGCCUCUAGACUAGAGGUUUUCCCAAGACACCUUAAGUGGCCACUAAUUCGACUACUAUAGUGGUCACUAAAAGGUUUCCCAUCAAAUUUACACAUGAUUUCAGCAAAUGACACAUUUUGGAUAUCUGACGCUUUUCCUAAGACUGAAACAAAAAAGUUCGAAAACACGGCGUUUUUUUUUGGCGACAGCCCGCCCAUAUUUUUUCCGUAAAGUACAGUGUGUCGUGUGCAUACACUGCGGCGCUCUGGCACGCGUUAUUUUUGCGAAUCGAAAAGGUUGUUGGGCUGGCCCUCGCACGAGCUUGGUGACAGACCAGAGAUGAAAAAUACUUUUCGGAUACGAUCCUUGAACUAUAUAUUGAAAGAAAAGUUCUAAGCAUCCUACCAAAAAUUCCUAAGUUUUCUCCAAAAAGAAUAUCCAUCAAGGCUGCUACUACACGAUUCCCUUGAGCGCCGCUCAAAAACUCGCCUCCAACAGAUGCAAAAGUUUCAACAGUGGAACCUUACCGUAUGUCGAGUCCGCCGACAAAUUCAAAUAUCUGAUCGAUCGUAAUAUUUUUCCCCAACUUCUUGUUUUUCAAUUCAAAGUUACAGAAUUCCCGAGUGGAGCAAAUUUCUGGAUCGGCUUGACCUACAAUACUUCGACGACCAAAUGGCAAUGGCCUGAUAAUUCGGCUGUGGGUUUUUUUUGCCAUAUAAGAAAAUCAUUACUUUUUUCAUAUUUUCAUAGAUUCAUAGAUAAGUCGGAUCCCUUAAAGGAUUCCUUUAGAUCUAAAAAUUGAGAAAAUACAUUGAAAAAAUUUCCUGUAUCACUUGACUUUAGGAGGAAGAUUUACGAAAAACUCUUUUAAUGGUAGAUUUAAAACAAAAAAAUUUAAAGACUUGUGGGAUAGUUUUGAAGAAAAACAUCUCAGGAACGCCAGAGAGGUCCCUAUAGGGGUUAAGGGAAAAAGCGCUUUCAGGUGGACUAAAAAGUGCCCUCUGUAGGGCUGAAUGAAGGUGGUAUACAGGGGUUUAGGGUCUGACUCCAGAACGCCUAAAGCUUUGAUGGGGACAAGGUACAAUAAAAUUUAGGUGAUCCCUAAAGGGGUAUAGGUUCUAACUUGUAAGUCCCUAAAGCUCAAGUGGUCCCUAUAGGGUAAAGAAUAAUGCUACCUAGACGGCUGAAACUCAGGUGGUCCCUAUAGGGGCAUAGGUUUUGACUUGUAAGACCCUAAGGUCUUCAACUACUAUUUCCCCUAUAGGGGCCACUUUUGCAAGCUUUAGUGGCUCCUAUAUGUAGAGACCGCAGAGCCACGCCCCUUUUUGCGAUGGUGAAAUGCACUGGUUUUUUAGAUUUUGUGUUUGAUGUUUUCGUGAAAGCACAAUACUGAACCAAACACAGAGAAAAUCAGUGGAAACAUAGAGAAAACCUUCCUCUUCAAUCUGAUAUACUUUUCACCCGAUUUUCGAAGCGUUUUAGCGGAGUGUCGUACGAAAAACCAAAGCUACUUUUUUUCUUCGGGUUUUUAACCUAGUUCCAUGUCGUUGGCGCCUUUUUUUAUUUUCGAAUUCGAUUUUUAAGUGAAAAACACAUCUUUUAAGAUAAAAAAAUUAAAUUUUUUACGGUGCCUAAUCUUUGUGAGGCCGCGCAAAGUUGAAAAUGUUUUACUCGGUUUCGAGAGCGUGUAAGUAAAAAAAUUUUAUUUUAACUUGUGCAUUAAAUUGUAACUAAAAACUUUAUUAGUAUAAAAACUUAUUCCGAAAAGUUUGUUUUCUGAGAAAAAAAGACAGUGAAAAUUUCGAAAUUCAUUUUUAGCAUGGUCAGAUGUCGUUGGCGCCUUUUUUUAUUUCUUAAAUAUUAGCGUAUCUCAAUUUUCAAUCAAUUAAAAAAAUAAAAUAAAAAUUUUAGCGGUGCCUAAAAGUUUAAUUAUUGUUAAUUUGGAGCCAACGUUAAAAAUAACAAAAAACGCCGAAAAGGGAGGUAUUUUGAACUGAAUCUUUAUGAAUAAAUUAUUUUUAAGUGGUCCGAACACACGUGACUAAUAAUUGUUCAACUAUCAUAACUUUUUUUUGAACAAGAUUGUCGGUAAAUGCUGUACUUUGAGGUGAAGUGGUGUAUAGCGCGAACGCUUUCCAUCUCUGAGAGGUGGACGUGGAGCAGCGCAAGUGCGCUUGCAUACAGUUUCGAUAUCGCGAGUUCGAUCCUCACAGCGGCCAUUUUUUUAAUUUUUUUAAUGAAAAAAAUAGUUUUUCUCUUCAAACUUGUGGUUUUAUACUGUUUUAAUGACUUAUUAUGACUUUGAAAAACCGGAAUAAACUACUAAAAAAAUUUAAAUCCGAUAUGAAAACAAAAUGAACGACCAAAAGUGUAAAAUCUAAACUUUCAGUACUAAAUUUCGCAACAUUUUUCACUUCUUUUUUGACCAUAACUUUUUUUGUUUUCAACCUUUUUUUAAAAACUGAACUGUUUUGAAUAGUAAAUUGGAGCAGCUAUUCAACCAUAGUAAUAUUGACGCUCGAACAUUUUUUUGAAAAUUUGGUUGCGGUCCCUACCUAUAUGGAAGGUAAAGUGGUCACUAGAGGGCGUCCUUCAAGGACUUCUAAGCUUACCCCUACAGGGACCACUCUGAGGCUUAUAAGCUAUUAUUAACGCAGUCGAAGUAAAUUCCGUCUCAAAUUGGAUCUAAGGGCAAAAAGUUCAAAUUGAGGAAAAUUAUUUUGACCUAAAAAUAUUUUGUGUAGACUUUUGUUCUUUGUGUGUCAUAAUUCAAGAAUCUUGAUGCUUUUUCUAAAAAAAAACCCCCCAAAAAAGGCUCAUUUUUUCCUUCUGCAGUUGGCCACUGACGGCUACGCUCCCUGGGCGAAGAACGAGCCAUCGAACCCGGCCUCAAAAGGUUGCGCCUACUCUCCGAUCACGACCUCCUCGACUUCCGGGACCUGGGCGACGGCCGACUGUCGCCAGGGCUAUUCCUACGUUUGCGAGUCUUCCCCGUGCGACUCGACCAAAUACUGUACCAUCUAAUGAAUCUACUGUAUUUUCUCCUCCUGUAUUUAUGUUUUUUUUGAAGAGAUAAUAAAAGAGAUUCUUGUUGUUGUACGUUUGGUAUAAACAGGAUGAACCUUCAAAUAUUUUGAAAAGAUCGGAAAAAAGAAACUUGGCUCAGACUUCCUAACUCUCCGAUUCAAAUAGAAAAAUGAAUUUUCACAAAGUUAUGUUUGAAAGACGUAAAAAAUCCCCUAUAUUUUUCUCUAUUUUUUCAAAUUUUGAUACCUCAGAAUUCGAAUAAAAAAUCAAAUUUUCAAAAAAUUCAACUUGGAUCGUCCUCAGGGUUUGAAGUACGUCCCAGCUGAUUUUCCCUAGAUUCUCAAGAGUUCAUUUUUUUCACCUUUUCAAUAGGUAAAUAAUUCUAAAUAAUCUUCCAAUCAUUCCAGGAUGACCAAAAAAAUACCAAUUUUUCUAUUUCUACUCUUCAACUUCUCCUCGGCCGGUCAAAUCGGCAAGUGUCAGUGCGAUCCACAUUCCGUUUGGGCAGACGUCAUGUUUCUUUUCGAAACGACUUCCACCAUGACUUAUCCCGUUGUUCAGCAGGUUAUAUUUCAAAAAUUACUGAGUUUCAAUGAAUACUACAGGGUUUUGACGUUGUAGUGGUCACUCUAGUAGUCGAAUCGCUGGUCUCUUAAGAGGCUAAAAUUUGAAAGCCUUUUUAGAAGUCAAUCUAAAAAUCCGACGAGACCACAAAAACCACUAUAGUGACCCCAUAGCCGCAAAAUAAUCGAUUCUCUAGAAGUGGUUUUAGUGGCCACUUUAGUGUCCUCUCCAAGUAGUCCUGGAGGGACCUCUCAAGCGGCCACUGAUUUUUUUCACAGAGACUCUGGAACAGUUAUCAAAAAUAUAAGAACGAUAAAAAAACUGAAUUUUCUAUUUAAAAUUAGUUUCAUAGGACUUAAAAGGCUCUUCUAUCUAAGAAAUUAAAAACCGUCUAGGAAAACUAGAGGGACCAUUUUAGAAGAGACCAUUACAAUUUCAAAACCCUGAAGUGACCAAUACAACUUGCAAACCCUAGAGUUGCCACUACGAAUUGGAAACCCUAUAGAGACCACUACAGCGUCCAAACCUUAGAGCGGCCACUACAACGGUUAAAACCUAAAGUGUCCACUACAAGUUCCAAACCCUUAAGUGGCCACUACAAAUCGCAAACCCUACAGUGGUCUCUGCAUCAUGCAAGCCCUAUAGAGGUCACUACAAUGGUUAAGGCCUAAAGCGGCCACUACAACUUGCAAACCCUGAAGUGGUCACUAAGACCUGUAAACCCUAAAGUGGUCACUAUAACGUCCACACCCCAGAGUGGCCACUACAACGUCCAAACCCUAAAGAGGCCACUCCAACUUGCAUGUCAUGAAGUGGUCACUACAACGUUCAAACCCUAAAGAGGCCACCAUAACAUCCAAACCCCAAAGAGGUCACUACAACGUUCAAAACCUAAAUUGGCCACUACAACGUGUAAGCCCUAGAACGUCCAAACCCUAAAGUGGCCACUAAAUGUCCAAAACCUAGAUUGGAGUUGUAGUCGUCACUGCAAACUCUAAAGUGGCCACUGAAAACUGCAAACCCUAAAGUGCCCACUAGAACUUGCAAACCCUGAAGUGGCCACCAAAGACUUGCGCGAUCAUUUUACUUUCUGAAAAACCAAAUUUUUAAAAAGUCAAUUUUGAUUUUGGACAUAAUUACACUGGAAAACAUGUCGGUAAAUUCAAAAAUGACAGAAAAUUGCAAAUUACUUCUUUUCGAAACUGUUUUAUUGAUAAAUAAAAAAAAAAUCAGUUAUUCGCCCUGGUGCAAAGCGACAUGGACGAAUUUCACAUCGUGGCCGAGGGAGACCCUGCAUUCGACCCUCCCAACAAAACUGUCGAGGUUAUCAAGAGUAGUUCUUUUUCUACUUCUGAUUCUUUAUUUCAGAACACGACUCGGAUCGGAAUAAUCUCCUACAACACCAAUGCGACGCUACUUUAUCCAUUGGCUUCACUGAAUAACCAAAAACUUUCCGAUAUUCAGAGUUUCCCAUACUUUGCUGGAGAUUCCGCCGAGGCUAGCUUGGAGAGGUGGAUGAAGAGUUUCUAAAUAUAGUCGCUUCAAGGCUGGCUUGGGAUUUCGGAGCUCCAGAGUGGUCCCUAUAGAGUGGGGCAUUCAAGGUUCCCCUCUAGUGACCUUAGGGGUGCUUGAAGGUGUUAGGAGUUUGAAAUAAGGCGAUGUAGUGAGAUAUCUUUGAUUGGAGCCUUGAGGGACCACUUGAGCUUUAGGUCUCUCUGAAAAAAAAAUUGGUGGCCACUUUAGGGACGUUUCAGUGACCACUUUAGCAGUUGAAAUAGUGGCCACUUGAGGGACUCCCGUCAGAGCUGCCUAUAGGGGCCACUGUCUCCUAAACCCUAUAGAGGCCACUGUCUCCUAAACCCUAUAGGGGCCACUCUCUCCUAAAACCUAUAGGGGCCACUCUCUCCUAACCCCUAUAGGGGCCAUUCUGGCGUUCCUAGACGUGCCACUGUGUCUCUCACUGGUUUUUAAACCGUGCCCAUUUUUCAAUGGAUCAUUCGGCUAUAGUUCUAAACUCAAAAGUUUCAGCGCAAUGGACUUGGCUUUCGAUGAACUAUUCGACGAGAAGAAAGGUCGGCCGCACGUUCGCAAAGUUUUGGUCAUUUUCGCGACGAGUUACAGGUGAGAAAACCUUCUUCUUCUUUUUCUGAUUUCUUGGUCAGAUAGCCCGUUUUUUCGUGCCUUGAAACCGCUAUUUCUCUCUGCGCCCUCCUCGUCUCUCGACGACUCUCUCAUAUUGCCGUCCUCUUUUCAUUUCUCUCUGACCUCGUCGGUGAGGGAACAGAGAGACGCAGAUACUAUAAAGCUUCCAUGUUGCGAUGGACGGACUAUAGUCUGCUCAGAUUUCGGACGUCUGGUAAAAUGACGUCAUUCGGAAAACGCUCGGUGGCUGGCUCGCUCUCCGAUUGGUUCUUCGCGCCAUUAGGGGCGGAGCUUGAGCGACGACUUGUGAUUCAAAGUCUGAACAGAUUAGAUUCGUAAAAUCAACCAAUAGUUCAAUUUGCUGACAUUAUCGUCUUUUUUUGUACCGCGUUGUCGCCGCACCGGACUCGCAUUUUUCUAGACACGACCUUGCAUCAUGGAAAAUUUUUAGAAGAGCGAGAAAAAUGCGAUACCUGCGCGGUGCAUUCGCGAUGUCGUCAAUAUACCUCUAGCGACAUCGCGUUUCUCUCGCGUCAAACUCGCCAGUUAUCUUUAAUAUGGGCUUUUUUUGAUUGAAAGAAUUUUUCUCUACGCGACCUUGCAUUGUGGAACUUCAAACUUCUUCAAAUGAGGAAAGCGAGAAAAAUGCGAUUCCUGUGCGAUGACUUUGCGAUGUCGUCAAUGUACCGCUAGAGAUAUCGCGUUUCUCUCGCGUCAAACUCGGCAGUUUUCUUUAACAAGGGCUUUUUUUUUGAUUGAAAGAUUUCAGGACAAUGAUGGGAGAAGAUCCAAAGCAAUUAGCAAGCUCGUUCAAACUCGACGGAGGGAUCGUAAUCGUUUACGGUAUAAAUAUCUGAAUUUUCUCAAUUUUUCGUCUCAGAUUUCGUCCGAAACAUCGUGUCGCAAGACCUCAAGGCCAUCGCCUCGAAAGGCUUCUUUAAUACUUCUCAAGAUAGCGACGAAGAUUGGCCAGAUUUCCUACAGCAAGCGUUGUGUGACGGUAAUAGGACCGUAUUUCUAGGACGUUUCGGAAAAUUCGAGUCAAAACCCAAAAAAAUCUAACUUUUCUUUUACAUCAUCCACACAGUACCCCAGACCUUUCAUUUAUAAUUCGAAUAAUUAAUUAAAUUUUGCAAAAAAUGAACUUGUUUCCAAUAAAAACAUCUUCAAAAUUUUCGCUUCACUGUGAAAAACCUAGUGGCCCCUUAAGAGGCUGAUCAAGUCCCUCGACACUAAAGUGGCCACUAAAAACACCUCUAUAGAAGCCACUAAAUCAGGCCUCAGUGACCCCUACAGUAGUUUUUAGGAAUACUGUAGUACCAAAACCCUAAACUGGCCACUCAGAAUUUCCCCAGUAAUGUCACGAUGUUUUUGUCCGAUAAGCCUUAUUUUUGGAGGCGCGAAAAUCUCCCGUGGCCAAAAAACACUGAAGAACGGUUUUCCACUCGAAACCCUUUACCGAAUUUCUCCAUGCUCCUUUAAACUUUCAAAAAAAGUAUUUGCAGCCAACUGCAUCUGCCCCCCGAACUACGCCUCAUUCGAGACAAAUGAUUGGCGUCCAGUUCCAGGUGACGGUAAUUUACAUUAAUCCCCUGCGAAAGCUUCAAAUUAAAUCAACGAAAACAGAGUGUUUUUACGCGUCCUACAUCACCGCCAAUUACAAGCUUUCGGCCCGAAAAUGCUCCGAAUUUCAUUCCGGAAUCCUUCCCGUCAUCGAUAGCCAGGCGAAGAGCGAUUUCCUGGCUUCAGGUGGGUGUUUUGCGGGUUUCUAUUUCUUGCCCUUGCUCGUUACUACUUUACUUUAAACUACUUACAUUACAUUUAAUUUAAUUAAAGUUAACAGCUCUUUUAAUCACGACUUGUAUACCAAAUAUGACUUCUCUGUGCACUCUUUUCUCUCGUCAACUCUACCUUUCUCGUCCUAUUUCCUAUGUCCUCAAAGGUGAGGGAAAAGAGAGCGCAGACAGGUUAGAAAGUUUCAGUCGUGACGAAUGAAGCUUACCUAGCUUGUAAAAACUCGCAAAGUCUGACUUCUCUGCGCCCUCUUUUCUCUCUCCAACUCCUUCCUUUUACGUGUCAUUUCCUAUGACCUGAUAGGUGAGAGAAAAGAGAGCGCAGGCAGGUCAGACAUUUUCAGUCGUACCGAAUGAAGCUUAUCUAGCUUGUAAAAACUCGGAAAGUCUAACUUCUCUGCGCUCUCUCCUCUCUCCUGUGCUUUUCAUUUUUCUAUGAUAUCACAGGCGAGAGAAAAGAGAGCGCAGACUGGUCAGAAUGUAUCCAGUUUGGACGAAUGGAGCAUACUGAAUUUGGCAAAAUUUAAAAAAAAGUCUGAUUCCUCUGCGCUCUCUCCUCUCUGCUGUGCUAUUUCCAUUUUUCUAUGACCUCAAAGGUGAGAGAGAAGAGAGCGCAGACAGCUCAGAAUUAAUCUUAUCGGGACGAAUGCAUCAUACUCAACUUGGCAAAUCUCAAAAACUCUGAUUUCUCUGCGCUCUCUCCUCUCUCCUGUGCUAUUUUCAUUUGUCUAUGACCUCACAGAUGAGAGAAAAGAGAGCGCAGACAGGCAGACUGUUUCAAUCUUGGCGAAUGGAGCUUACUAGCCAAAUUUCAAGUCUGACUUCUCUGCUCUCUCACUUCUAUCGUCGACUCUUUCUAUUUCACACGCUAUUUUCUACGAACGAGAGAGGAGAGAGGGAAGAGAGCGCAGACAGGUCAGACUGUGAACAGUCGUGUCGUCUAUACUCGAAAAGUCUGACUUCUCUGCGCUCUCUUCUCUUUCAAGUGCUAUUUUGUUUCUAUUACCUAACCGGUUAGGGAAAAGAGAGCACAGACAGGUCAGACAGUGUAAAGUCGUAGUGAAUGAAUUUAAAAAGAUCCUCCAUUUUUAACAAGGCUAACUUUGGACGUUAAGGGGCGUGGUCUGUCUGCGCUCUCCUCCAGCUAGGCACUAUCUCUUUUAUUCUCGUGUCAGGACCCUUUUUUCGAUGGCUCAAGCCAGCCGUGAAUCAGCUAUAACCAAAAAGUUGAAAACAAGUUAAUUUUAUCAGUAGAGCGAAUAUUCCCUGCAUAUUCCUUCCCACCUUUUUGACGUCCUUUCCAGGAAAUAAUCACAAAAAUCUCUUUCACUGUAUUUUCAAGCUUUUUUCGCAGCUUUUAAGAAGAAAAAUCAGUUCAGAAACCUCCAAUAGGCCUUUCUGGACCGGCCUAACUUACGACAACACGACCAACCUCUUCUACUGGUCCGAUGGAACAAAUGUGAGCCUAUCCAAAAAACAUAUGUUCAGUAUUUUUUGCAGGUAACCGAAAGUCAACUAAAAGCCAAAUUCGCCCCAUGGGACGGCAAUGGCGAACCCGAUAUUUCGUCGGGAAAUCGAUGUGUUGCUCAAUUGUCGAACGGAAAAUGGAGCUUGGAGAAUUGUCUGGAGGUUGGUCUAGAGGAAAUGGAGAAACUGGCCUUAUAGGGUACAAAUAAGUGCUUCCUAUAGGGCUAAAACUUAGGUGAUCCCUAAAGGGGUGUAGGUUCUGAUUUGUAAGCUUCAAAGGCACAAGUGAUCCCUAUAGGGUCCAAAUUAGUGUUUCCUAUAGGACUAAAACUCAGAUGAUCCCUAGAGGGAUAAUUAUUAUCAUUAUUAUUAAUAUGGGUGGACUUCUAAGCCCCUAAGGCUAAAGUGAUCCCUAUAGGGUACAAAAUAGUGCUCUUCAUAAGGCUAACAUUCAGGUGAUCUCUGAAUUGGUAUAGGUUUUGAAUUGUAAGCCCCUGAAGGCUUAAGUGGGCCCUAUAGGGGGAGGAAAAGUGGUCCCAAGAGGCGAACCUUCGAAAUCCCCUGAGACUGCCCCUAUAGGGACCAUUCUAACGUUGCUAAAUUGACCAUGGCAAGGAAACCAAAGUUUUUUUACUUGCUAGGGCACACUUUUGCGGUUUUGGAAACUCUCAAGGCCUUCCGUUAGAGAAAACGACUCCAAUUUUACUAGACAACUGAAAAAAAAGAAAGCAAAAACAAAAUUGCAGGGUUCCGCUGCCAUUUGUGAAGUUCCACCAUGCGACUCCGUCAACUACUGUCCAUUGUAA